Messenger RNA from Physella acuta, 871 nucleotides. RefSeq lists its product as uncharacterized. Gene Ontology annotation, biological process: protein-phycocyanobilin linkage. Gene Ontology annotation, molecular function: lyase activity. NCBI's taxonomy places the organism in Eukaryota, Metazoa, Mollusca, Gastropoda, Physidae. The record is from RefSeq and is a predicted model, not a curated record.
GGCACGUGUAAACAAGCUGCGGGUUGAAGGGUUAGAAGGAAGAUGGCGUCUCACCUCCUAUGGUUGCUUUGCUUGACCGUGGUGACUGCUAUGGUAUCAGGACAUACAGGGCAUCAUAGCUAUGAAAUAACGACUGAUAAAAUUCUGAGGUUCCUCCAUUCCUUGAGCGGAUACACGUCAUCAGAGAAACAGGUGACAGAAGAGAGAGAGAGAAAUUUUCUCCACCCCCACACGUUGCUUGAGGUGUUUUUUAUUCCCGUGGACGUCAAGCUUUUCAACCCGACCCCUACGUUGUAUUUUGAGGAGUUUAUCAACAAAGUGAGUCACCGACGUCAUAUUUUGACAGUGACUGAAGACAAGACCGGUCUGAUUCAUGUCACACCUUACAACAUCUCCGCUAAUAUCACCUUCCACAGGAAUGGUACCCUGGAUCUAGACGCUGUCUACAGACUUGGACCAAGUGAUCUGGAAUCCCAUCCCAACUGUGUGGCGAUCUACGAAGAGGUGGACACAAACAUUUUCCUGGGGACCUGGCCAGACUGCUACACCAGCCUUGACCUUCAUAACCCCAAGUUCACCAACCUGUGGACUUGUCACUUUGCUGCCUUUCUCGUGUCUCACGCGGACGCGAAAGAGGGCGCUAAUCCCGCUCCAUUCAAGGGCAGCACGGCGAAAAUCAAGCUACUGCCUUACAUGAUGAACGGACGAAACCAUUUCGACACAUCGUGUGGGCCUACACCCCCUGAAAGAAUAGUGGAAUGGCCGUCUGAAUAAAGAGCAGAUAUUAAUUCUUUAUUCUAUGUAUUGUCCUGCUUUUCAUAUUCAACAUUACGUUGAAAUAAAAGCGAUAUUUAAAGUAAAUCAGAACAAG